AUCUAGACUCACCGCCCUGAUGAUGAAAGCGGCAGAAUGGCAAUUAGUUCUCUUACGCGUAUGCCUGCACAACUAUUUUAUAGCGCAAAGAUUGUCUCUGAUAUCUAUAUCUAUUUCAGCUCAACUAGCAACAUUGUUCAAACUACUAUAGUAUACGACAGAACCUAAGCUAUUCGUGCCACGGAUGCUUUAUCUCCUAAGAACUCACACCGCGGCCACUGCGCCACCGCGCUACAGGCGCAUACUUGGAAGUAGUGCCUGUAUCCAAUCGGUCACUUGAGCUCCCAGUCGACAUGUCAAAGCACAUGGAGAAGCUCGGGAGCCCCAGGGUGAGCCCGUCAUUCUAAGUUCUGGGGGUCGAAUAUACUUCGCGGGGUAAGGUACCCGUGUGCCUCGGCCAGGUACCGUGCAGAGACAGCAAACAGGUGAUUGCGCCAUGAAAAGGAUUCUGGCCUCUCUAUCUCCAGACUGUACAGAGAUGGAGUGAGGAUCAUUGGCUCUUCCAAUAUUGCUCGAACCCCUCUGCAGAACAAUUGAUCGCUAUCACAUCCUUGACACGUGCCUCGCGUGCCAGCCACAUGUGUUGAAUGGCCCAGGCGGCUCGUUUGACCCCCUAGCAAUGGCUUGCAAAUAGUUUCGGUGUCUAUCAAAUAGCGCUGCACAUCACAACGCUAUUCAAUGCCAAGUCCACGGCAGAUCGUUUGGUACCUUAUUGUCAACUAUUUCGAAAGUCUGUCAACCAUCCGAAGGCUCUCUCGAGGCUCUAUCCAUAGUCUACAUCAUUAGAUCUCAAUCUAUAAUUAAAUCGAUCCGACCUGAUGAUCAUCAUUGACGAGCAUCGAGGCUUGGAUGCAGGUUAAUAUAUCUGGAAAGAUGUUAGUCCAAGGUUGGGAAUGGUUGACGAUUGAUGAAGGAUCCCUUACUAGUGGGUUAUCCCUCAAUAAGUAUUCUCUAUAGAAGUUUAUCUUUCCCAUGCUUUCUUUACUCACUCAGUCUUUGUACUUCUUGCGAUCUUUUCAGCUUAGUCUUUUGAGCCACCCAUGUCAAAAGCUUGAUAUACUUUCACAAUCCAUCAUAUUUUACUCUUUUUAACUAAAAAUGGUAUCUAUCAAAGCCCUUCUCCUAUGGCCCUCGAUUGUAUUAGCCCUCACAACCGUCACCCAAGUAAAAAACGACAUCACAACCCUCGACAACAAUGUUCAAGCUCUCACAUCCCAAACCGCUCUAUAUAACGGUGGUCUCCUCCCCGCCACUCCCCUUCUCGGCUCUCUCACUGCCGUCUACCUUUCACUUCUACAAGGUGUCACAGAUUCCGCUCUGCUACCUUCUUCAAUAUCGGAAUCAGACGCACAAUCACUCAUUGAACAUGUCAACAUUACUCUCGCAAUCGACAACCCUAUUGCUGUAAAUACCCUCAAGGGGAAAAAGGCAUUGUUCAAGGAGCAAGGAUUAGAUGGUGCCAUUGUGGCUGGUCUAGGCUUGUUGCUGGCGGGACAUGAGGCCUUUACGAAUAAUGUGCUACAGAGACUUCCGGAGGAUCAGAGUGCAGAUGGACAGGAGGUCACACAACUUAUCACAGUGGCAUUGACCGAUGGGAUUCAUUAUUUCGAGAGUCCAUGAAGAGGAGCAAUUCUAGAGAGUAGUAGUAAGGUGAAUAGGUUAUAUGAGGGAGAUCACGAUGCCAAGUUUCACAUAAAUGAACAUAAUCA
Messenger RNA from Botrytis cinerea B05.10, 1709 nucleotides. RefSeq lists its product as hypothetical. The record is from RefSeq and is a predicted model, not a curated record. The coding region runs from base 1099 to 1620 and encodes 173 amino acids. The transcript has a single exon. Gene Ontology annotation, cellular component: extracellular region. Lineage: Eukaryota; Fungi; Ascomycota; Leotiomycetes; Helotiales; Sclerotiniaceae.